Molecule: messenger RNA, 2748 nt
Organism: Brettanomyces nanus
Lineage: Eukaryota; Fungi; Ascomycota; Pichiomycetes; Pichiales; Pichiaceae
Exons: 1
Coding region: 1-2748 (915 amino acids)
Cellular component (GO): catalytic step 2 spliceosome; intracellular anatomical structure
Molecular function (GO): RNA binding
Source: RefSeq, a predicted model, not a curated record
AUGUCUAAUCGCUUCAAGCGCCGCAAGAAGGACGACGAUAGAAGUGAGUGGACGGUAGAGGAUGUGAAAGAAGAAACUAAGAUUCAGUCUGAAGAUAUAGAGAAAGAGCUUCAAUCUGAAGAUAUAGAAAAAGAGCUUCUAUCUGAAGAUGUAGAAAAGAAGCUUCUAUCUGAAGAUGUAGAAAAAGAGCUUUUAUAUGGAAAUAAUAUUAGUUUGGAGACAGGAACAGAUAGAAAAGAAGAACAAGAGGAUGUUGACUUUUCAGAGCUUCGAAAGGUAGCUAGACAGCGCUAUUUGACAGACAGAGAAAAGAAACAGAUGAUACUACUAGAAUCCGAGUUGAAGGAUUACGAGAGAGAUAUUGAAAAGAUUGGAUGGGACAAUCUGAGUGGUAAGGAAAGAAAAGAAUAUUCGUUGAAGAAACAAGUGAUGACUAUAUUCAACAGACGAAGAAAGAUUGAAGAGGAGGAACUGACAGGACAUGGAGAAGGAUUUCAGAUUCAAAAUGAUUACAUAACAUCAGAAGGACGAAUAGAUACUAAGAGGAAACGACAAGCAUUAUAUGGAAGAAGAGAAGGGGGAAUCGGGUACGAGGUUAAGGAAAUGACGGCUGAGAAACAGAUAACUGGAUUUACCCAUUUAAAGGAUGAAAGUCAUAAGAUUCCCGAGAAGAAAUACGAAUAUGUUUUCGACAAGUCGCAAAAAGUCGAAUUCUCCAUGGAUGGAGACGAUGAGGAGAUAGAAGAUGCUGAAAAAUUCAGACUUGAGGCCAAAAUAGCACAGGAAGAGGCCAGAGUGAAGAGUAUUGAACAAACCAGGAAGAGUUUACCGGUUUAUAAGUACAGAAAUCAACUUAUAGAUGCAGUGAAGAAGUAUCCUGUGUUGAUAGUAGUGGGAGAAACAGGAAGUGGCAAAACCACUCAAUUACCUCAGUAUUUGUACGAGGCUGGGUUUGCAAAGGGUCUUCGUAUUGGCUGUACUCAGCCAAGACGCGUGGCUGCGACAGCGGUGGCUGUACGUGUAGCAGAUGAAGUUGGUACAAAGUUGGGAGAUCGGGUGGGUUAUUCUGUUCGUUUUGAUGAUAAAACUACUGAUAAAACGGUGAUCAAGUAUAUGACGGACGGCAUGCUACUCCGAGAAUUCAUGUCAGAUCCUGAUCUUUCCGGAUAUUCGGUGAUGAUGGUGGAUGAAGCACACGAAAGAACGCUUCAUACGGACAUUUUACUUGGACUUCUCAAAGAGAUCUCAACGCAAAGAGCUGAUUUCAGACUCCUAAUAUCAUCUGCCACAAUGGAUGCAGAGAAGUUUAGUGCAUACUUCAACGAUGCACCGAUUUUCAACAUCCCUGGAAGAAGAUUUCCCGUGGCCAUUCAUUAUACAAUGCAACCUGAGGCCAAUUAUCUUCAUGCUGCUACAACGACAGUUUUCCAGAUUCAUCUUUCACAGGGUCCGGGAGAUAUACUAGUAUUUCUUACAGGACAAGAUGAAAUUGAGACUAUGGCUACCAAUUUGCGGAACACCGCGGAGAAAUUGGCAGGACAAAUGCCUCUAGAGUUAAUUGUUUGUCCGAUUUAUGCAAAUCUACCUCCGGAAAAGCAGAAACUUAUCUUUGCACCAACACCCAAAAAGUCCAGAAAGGUUGUUUUGGCCACGAAUAUUGCCGAGACUUCGUUGACCAUCAAUGGUAUUGCAUAUGUGGUAGAUUCGGGCUUUGUGAAGGAAGAUAUAUAUAGUCCUGCCACUGGCAUGCAAGCACUUACCGUGGUUCCAUGCUCACAUGCUUCUGCGGACCAAAGAGCAGGCCGUGCCGGACGUACGGGGCCUGGAAAAUGCUUUCGUCUAUACACCAAAUGGGCAUUUUCUCACGAGAUGCCUGCCAGUUCUACUCCGGAAAUAUUGAGAGCCAAUUUAUCGGGUGUAGUGCUUCAAAUGAUGUCUCUAGGGAUUUCUGACCUUAUUCAUUUUGAUUUCCUUGAUGCACCGGCACCUGAGGCACUAAUUAAAGCAUUGGAACAGUUGUAUGCUUUAGGAGCACUCAACGAAAAGGGUGAAUUGACGCGCGUAGGACGGAUGAUGGCAGAUCUACCUUGCGAUCCAAUGCUUGCCAAGUGCCUUAUAACAGGUGGUGAUCUAAAGUGCUGUAAGGAGGUCAUUUCAGUAGUGGCUAUGCUCGAAGAAUCCGGAGCCUUAUUUUACAAGGGAGCAGAGGAAGCGGCCAAUUCUGUAGAAAAGUUUCGUUCUAGAAGUAAAGCUAAACUUGGUGGAGAUCAUCUUACUUUACUAGAGAUCUGGCAAGAAUUUGUGGAGGCAGGAUUUUCUGUUCAAUGGUGCAGAGAUAAUUAUUUACAGUACAGAAGCUUGAACAGAGCACGGAAUGUGAGAAAUCAGCUCGAAAAGCUUUGCAGAAGACUUGGAUUAGAGGAAGGAGAAGAAGAGAGCGGAAAAAUAGAGGAUGAGGACGAUAAGGAUCGUAAAAGGAUCAGAGUGAUGAAAUCAAUCACCUCAGGCUUCUUUUCUAACGCUGCCAAAUUGAGUCGAUCGGGAGAGAGCUACCAAACUUUGAAGAAGCAUCAGUCCGUGUGGAUUCAUCCUUCUUCGGCCCUAUUUAAAAUGAAGCCUCCAGUUAGACUGGUAAUCUACAAUGAAUUGGUACUAACUUCAAAAGAGUUUAUGAGAAACUGCAUGCCCAUUACAGAAAAGUGGUUGAAGGAGUAUGCCCCUCAUUACUAUGGUCGGAGUAGAGAGUAA